UAUGUGAAUGUAUAAAAAGUUAAACUAAGACCCUUAAAAUAAUAUUCAGCACGUUAAAAUAAUAAUUUAACUUUAACAAAAAUAAUAAAAUUAGUUUAGUAAAAUUAAUUUUAAUCAUAAAAAAUAACUUAAUUAAAAAUAGAAUAAGUUUACUUCAUCAAAAUUGCAAAGGUUACCCAAAAAAACAUACACACAAUCACACUCACACUUCACACAUUUCAUAUGUACGUUAUUUGCCCUUAUGAUGAGGUUAUCUCAAUAUUUUUUUUUUUAAAAAGUGUAAGCUUCAGAAGACGAAAAUCCUCUUUUUACAGGUCUAACUUAAGUUUUUUUCUCCCUUUCUAGUUAAUUGGGAUCUUUCUCUCCAAAAAAAAAAAAAAAAAAAAAAAAAAAAAAACCUUUUCAUGCAUCUCGCUGAUAAUUCCUUCCUCAUCGAUGACGGUGCUCUGAGUUUUUCACUGGAAAAAUCAAUGGGCAAAAAGAGUUACAUUAUACCUGCAUCGAAUCUGAGCAUUGUUUGGGCUGAUACACCAAGAUAUUGGACAUGGCAUUCUGAGCCUACACCGAGAUUUUCUCAAGUAGCAGAGCUUGUUACUGUCUGCUGGCUUGAAAUCAAAGGGAAUAUAAAAACAUCCUUGUUAUCUCCAAACACAGAUUAUGCUGCUUACCUUGUCUACAAGAUGCAGAGCGAAGCCUACGGGUUUUACUCCCCGGCUGAGGCGACACUUUCGACUGCUGAAGGCAGACGCGAAACUGACAAAUUCUAUUGGGAGUCCCAGGAGAGGUACCAAAUUGUACCUAGGCGUUUCAACCAGUUCAGGUUUCCUGUGUCAAGGACUCAGCUGACGACGACUAAAAGAGAGAUUGAUAAUCAAGCAAAGCUUCCGAAGCAAAGAUCAGAUGGAUGGCACGAGAUCAAGAUCGGGGAAUUUUCAACUGGCAGAAAUGAUGAUCAAGAAGUGGAGAUGCAAGUGUUGGAUAUCAAGGGUGGGAAUUGGAAAGGUGGUUUGGUUGUUGAAGGAAUUGAGAUUAGACCAAAAAUUGCCAUGGAAUAAAAGGGAGGGAAAAUAUAUCAACUAGUUUUAUUGUUUUUAUUGCAUGAUAUAUAUCAAUAUAUGUUACCGGAUGUGACAAUUUGCACUCAAGUAGAUGAAUUGGGAGAUUUUAUGUUGUGAUGAUGUUCCUUGAAUAUGAGUCAUGUUCCUUAAAUAUAACUCAUUAUACGCUAUUUAGAAAUGAAAUUAGUAACACAAUUAUCUUACUUGACUUGUAUGUUAAUUAAUUUAGACGUGAGGAAUUCCAAAUCAAAGUCAUCGAAGAGCUAGUCAUGAAGCUUCCAUGCCAAGGGCGGCAUUGGAUCGAUUCAAGAGGAUGUUUA
Chenopodium quinoa (quinoa) is the source of this 1378-nucleotide messenger RNA. RefSeq names its product F-box protein PP2-B15-like. Bases 405 to 1055 code for a protein of 216 amino acids. The transcript has 3 exons. The record is from RefSeq and is a predicted model, not a curated record. Lineage: Eukaryota; Viridiplantae; Streptophyta; Magnoliopsida; Caryophyllales; Amaranthaceae.